AUGGAUUUUCUGAAGGCUUAUAAUGAUAUGUAAUCUGAGACCCACCAAAACAUUACUGAAGACUGAAGAUUUUCAUAUAAGAGAGAGGAGAAGAACCUGUUUAGGACAACGUUGAUUUUUCUUUGGAGGAAAGACAUACCUGCCCUGGCUUAUGGACUGACAUGAGGGUGUGCAUCAUUGGAGCAGGGGUCAUCGGCCUCUCCACCGCUCAGAGCAUCUACCAGCACUUCCACAGCAGGAUCAGCCCCCUCACCAUAGAGGUGUAUGCUGAUGUCUUCACUCCACUCACCACCAGCGACGGGGCAGCUGGACUCUGGCAGCCCUAUCUCUACGACAAGGGCAACGUGCAAGAAACUAAAUGGAACAAAGAGACUGGGUUUUUCCCACAGAAUUGGAAUAAUGAAAAUGACUCAGUCUCUGCUCCCCUCCAACAGGACCCUUCAUUUAAAGACAUUGUGUUGGGUUUUCGCCAGCUGACUAAACGUGAGCUAGACAUGUUCCCAGGAUACAGUUUUGGGUGGUUUCACACUGCUCUCAUGAUUGAAGGAAAGACAUACCUGCCCUGGCUUAUGGACUGGUUAGGAGAAAGAAAGGUCCAGUUUUAUCAGAGGAAGAUUGGUUCAUUUAACGAGCUGGCAGAUAGUGGUGCUGAUGUUAUCAUCAACUGCUCCGGUGUCCGAUCAGGAGACCUCCAGCCUGAUCCUGAGCUCCAGCCAGCCAGAGGACAGAUCAUUAAGGUAGAUGCUCCCUGGUUAAAGCACUUUAUCCUCACCCAUGAUCCCUCUAAAGGACUGUAUAACUCACCGAGCGUCACUCCUGGGAGUCGUUUUGUCACUGUGGCUGGAGUUUACCAAGAAGGAAACUGGAAUCUGCAGAACAGUUCUGUUGACCAUAAAGAGAUCUGGGAAGCGGCCUGCAAGCUUGAGCCCAGUCUAAAGCAUGCACGGAUAGUAGAGGACUGGACUGGUCUCAGACCCACUCGCAGCAAAGUUAGACUGGAGAGAGAGACCAUACGAUCUGGACCGACCUCGUUUGAGGUCAUUCAUAACUAUGGUCAUGGUGGUUUUGGAAUGACCAUCCAUCGUGGAUGUGCUGAGGAAGCUGCUCGUCUCUUUGGACAGAUCCUGGAGCAGAAAGGAUUGCUAGCAUUCUCUAAAUCACAUCUCUCAUAGAUCUGUGAUUCUGGAUAAGGUUAUCUAUAUAAUAUAGCAUUGAGGGGAUGAGCUUAAUAAACAAAGUUUGUUGCUAAAUGUUUGGUUUUGAUGCAAACCAACUUUUUAAUAAAAGCGUUUGGAGCCUGAUGUGCUAGAAAAUAGACAAUAAUCAAAUAAAUGUGACCUACACACCUGCUCUGAUGAAAGCCACUUGCUAUUGUUUUAUUGUCAUUGUAAGACCCUUUGAUAUGUCUGAUUAUAAGGAAUCAACUGGAGUUUAAUUAUUUUAUAUAACAAACAGAUAGGAUGAUUUAAUCUGGUAGCUCUGACAUGUGCCUAAAAUGUAUUUAUCGAAUAAAUAAAAUGUAAUAAAGGUCAUUAAUAAAAGGUACAGGAUGAUACACA
Carassius auratus (goldfish) is the source of this 1559-nucleotide messenger RNA. RefSeq names its product D-amino-acid oxidase-like. Bases 162 to 1172 code for a protein of 336 amino acids. Gene Ontology annotation, cellular component: cytoplasm. Lineage: Eukaryota; Metazoa; Chordata; Actinopteri; Cypriniformes; Cyprinidae. The transcript has 12 exons. Gene Ontology annotation, biological process: D-alanine catabolic process; D-serine catabolic process; L-proline catabolic process. The record is from RefSeq and is a predicted model, not a curated record. Gene Ontology annotation, molecular function: FAD binding; D-amino-acid oxidase activity.